Messenger RNA from Salvelinus sp. IW2-2015, 1588 nucleotides. Its product is annotated as protein lin-37 homolog. Gene Ontology annotation, cellular component: transcription repressor complex; Myb complex. The transcript has 10 exons. Bases 203 to 967 code for a protein of 254 amino acids. The record is from RefSeq and is a predicted model, not a curated record. NCBI's taxonomy places the organism in Eukaryota, Metazoa, Chordata, Actinopteri, Salmoniformes, Salmonidae. Gene Ontology annotation, biological process: negative regulation of transcription by RNA polymerase II.
AAACUACGUUCUAUGUAUAGAUACGUGGCAUUUAGACAUUAAUUCGACAAUAAUGUUCUGCUGGUGAAAAGUUAUGUAUCAAAUAGACACAAGUCGAAUAAUGCGGGUACACACGCUUAUUCAAGAAAAGGCUGCUUCAAUUUGCGUUAGCUAACGUUAACGUUACUUAAAAGCUACUUAAGUGUGAACUGGUCGACUGAUCAUGCAUCACGUCAAGAUCAAGACUGAGAAGCCAGAUYCAGAGGGGAGUGGUGCACGCAGCCGACUAGAUGCAGUAUUACAGGGGCUGGUAGAGAAGAGUGACAGUGAGAGCUUAGGUGAUGGGAAAUGCUGUUUGCUGUUUUACAGGGAGCAAAAUGAAGAUGAGACAAAGAUGGCAGAAGAGUCUCUGAGCAAGGAUGUGUCUCCAUCUUCUGCUGGGAAGCGGCAAUUGUCACGGUUCCCACAGCACCGGAGAAAGAAACGGAAAGAGAUGGAUGAUAGCUUAACAGAGAGCAACCAACAUAAACAAAAUGCCUACAUUAUCAAGUUGUUUGACCGCAGUGUGGACCUGGCCCAGUACACCACCAGUACCCCACUUUACCCCAUUUGCCGGGCCUGGAUGAGGAACAACCCGGCGGUCAGAGAGAGAGCUGCAUCCCCAAGCCCCCCACACAGCAUGGGGGAAGAGGAGGCUGCAGACAUGCUCAAUGGUAAGGGACAGAAUGUGUAUCGCCUCCCUCCGCCCACCUCCUGUCCUCUCAACCCUUCUGGAGAUCCUGUCAAUCUGAGGAUCCCGCCCACAGAAAAGCCUAUUGUCAGCAAGUCUACAGAUACAGCUCUUGUCUCUGGUCCCCUCAUAUACAACCACAUAGAACGCUGGAAAAAGAUAAGGCAAAAAUGGAAAGAAGCGUCCAACAAGAAUCAGCUGAGGUAUAGCGAGAGCAUCAAGAUCCUGAAAGAGAUGAAGGAGAUGUACGACCGCUAGCUUGGAAUCCCCCAGGCAGUAUCCCACAGCAGAGGGAGGAGAAAAUAAUAGAGCAGGUAGGAGCCACGAGGAAGUCAUCUACCCCAGGACGCUGCCCUAGUCCUCUCCCCAAGGAGGCCAUUGCGUGUGACAAUGUCAGAGGAGCCUCAUGGAGCCCAUURUUACCAUAUACUGUCACAUUUAAGGACCCAAAGUCCUCGUUUUGAAAAUGUAGCAAUGCAAUGCUUCACCUGUGACUGGUGUAUUGGGAUUCUAUUUAGAUAAUUAUUACAUUAAUAUUUUUGGUCAUAUUACAGAAUAUCUGGUAAUGCAUUAUAUAGUCUGUUGUCGAUCCCUCAAUGUGUCAUGAAAGGUUUGUAAACAGGUUGAGUAGUGUACAACAUUUGUCUAAAUUCUGGGAUACUCUAAAUCAAUUCCAAUGGUAAAUAUUUGUUUUAGGAUCACCAGUUUCCCAGACAAGCAGUGCCCUUGGGAUUAUUUUUUUGCAUAGACGUUCAAAAGAAAAGUCUGACACAUAUCCCUAAUUUAAAGUAAGUAAACUGUGUAAAAAAGUUAAAGCAUUGAGCUAUUGUAAUUUAUUUAUCGCUAUAAUAAAUCUGCCAGAGUGCUUUUUUUACAGUU